Cutaneotrichosporon cavernicola is the source of this 1545-nucleotide messenger RNA. RefSeq lists its product as uncharacterized. The record is from RefSeq and is a predicted model, not a curated record. The transcript has a single exon. Bases 1 to 1545 code for a protein of 514 amino acids. NCBI's taxonomy places the organism in Eukaryota, Fungi, Basidiomycota, Tremellomycetes, Trichosporonales, Trichosporonaceae.
AUGACAACCGGGUCUGAGCCGUCCACCGGGCAGGACGCGAACCAGUUAGACUCAUUCGGGAUAUCAACUGGCUCCCGUGAUAGCAUCGGGCCCCAGCCUCGCCCGCGGACGGUAAACCCCAUCUCACCGCCACCCGGGUUCGAAACGCGCUUCCAAACGGCGAGCCCCGUCUCCCCACUUCCCGGCUUCGGCGGGUUCUGGGAAGACGUCGACACGAAGACCAGCCUCCCCGACGUGCCCUUGACCCGUGAACCUCGACAGCUCUCCCGCCCGACCAGCCUGGCCCAGAUUGGAAGCACUGUCAAAGAGUACGUGCGCAAUGUCCGGUCCCGUGGCAACACUCCCAACUCCAGCCCUGCCAACAGCUCCCAUCCUUCACCGGACCCGACCCCUGAACCGUCACCGUCCAAGGCACCCAUCGAGCUCGAGCGUCGCCGGCCCCGCACUAAAGUGGAGUGCCUCACGGGGUUCGCUCUCCCCCCUCUCACGCGGCCCUCUCGGAUCUGCGGCCUCUAUGGCCCAGAUGCGGUUGCCUCAUUCGCACAGUUGAAUGGCAAGAAACUGCAAAUUCAACACCAUUCGGGGCUGGCGCCACUCUUACUCCGCCAACUCGAUGCAGUGCGCGGUAUCCCCAAGAUUCGGCGCAUGCACUCACCCGAGGGAAGCAACGAGACCGACGCGAAGGCUGCCGAACAGUACGCAAGCUCAAUUGACAGCUGGAUGCGCGCCGAGAGCCACAUGGUGAAGCUCGCGGGUUCUCGCUUCAAGGACGACAUCGAGACAGCUGAGAUGUGGCGCUACUACCUGGGGCAGGCGGUUAACAACCUCGUCGGAGAACGCGACACGUUUCGCCCCGGCUGGGAGCCACGCCACCAGUGCGCGUGGGAGAUCCCACCCCGGGCUGAGGCCGAACACCGCUGGCACGACUGGUUCGCGUGGAGCUCCCCCGACGACAAGCCCAGCAGGCCCGUGGCGAUGAUGACCUGGCGGAUGGAGGCAACGGCGUUCGACUUUGACACGCUCUACUGUUCCGCUGUAAGGAAUGUACCGCUGGACUGGGUGCUCGACAUCAAGUACCCGGGCUUCGAGAUUACAGUGUGUAAAGAUCAAGUUGCGUAUCCAGAAGGCAUGACGUGGGAAGCGUCGCUACUCGCUCUCCUUGCCUGGCAGGGUUUGCACCAUUACGGCAUCCGCUGGGCGAUCAUCUUCAAUGGCGAGACUGCGAUGAUCACGUACCUUGCCAAGUCAACCACCAUGUUCGUGUCCAAGCCAUUUGGUUGUGCCGGCGAGCGCGGCCUCACACUCGCAAGUGCCUUGUUCGCAUUGGCAUCCAUGGACCACGAGAGCGACACCAAUCGUCCUUUGUACACGAUGCGCAACAACCACAUCGAUUUCUACUCCCGCCCUACCCGGUCCCACGUCCGGGAGCUUUGGGCCGAAGCCUGCGCACAGCACGACUGGGCUGCACGCGACGCCCUGCUCUACAAGGAGCGCGAGAUGAGCGCGAUCAAGGAGGAGCCCGAGGUAAAAAAGGAGUGUGAGUAG